UAGGCUCGCUGUGAUAUGCGGCCUCGUUGAUGAUGUCGACGACCGACAAACUGCUAACUCCGGUGCUGCUCCCAGGAAUGUCAAACACUCCGUGGUGGUCAAUCCCACCCUCACACACUGAUGUCCAGAAGCCCUGCAGGCCACGAAUACCAUGUGCUCGCGUACAGAUGCAUGUUCACUGGACUGCUCUCGUCCGUCCGCCUACGUUCAGAGUGCGCAAUACCCUCACCGCCGGAAGGAGAAGUUGCGCCGGGCUUCUCCCUCGAGAAGACCACAUCCGCGCGCCGCGAUUUCGUAUGUACCGACUGUACGAGGUCUUUGCUGACGAGAGUGAUCUUUCUGAGGCGUAUGCUCCUUCGACAGCCUCGCCAGCGAACCUUGCGAUGCCCACAGGAUGCUCUUGCAACCGCCUUCUCGACGUGCAACAACUCCCAAAACAUUAUGGCAAGUGCGAAUAGCACUCUUGCCGCAUGCUCAACACCACAGCGGGUAGUCAUCCACCCCUGCAACGCCCGUCGAGCGUUCACAUGCCAUGCCAAUAGUCAGAUGCAUGGGGCGGGCUACGAACAGCUCCCCCUUGCGGCACGAAGCGCAAUUCGACAAUCCGCAGGUCCAGAGACGAGGGCCUGGGCAGCCGCUCGAACCCAAGAUAUGCAGCACACAGCCGUCACCAGGAUGGGUAUGCUCGAGCGGCCGCACGCGGCUUCGAGGACCACUUCGGAAGCGACCCAGUGCCUUCCAUUCACAGGUCCUCCUCGCGCCCGUCCCGCUCAGCGAACGCGAAAGCGUGGCGAACCUUCGUGUGGCUUCGAGCAACUAAUGGUGCGAGGAUGGGAGCUGAUACGAGCACGCUCAAGCUUUCUACAUAUGCACAAGCAGUGCUACAUGCAUGGUUGCCCAGGGCCAUUGAGCGAAGACCCCGGUCCUCCGUGUCUUGGGAUUGCCUCAAGACAUAAGUCAUGAGCCUUGGACCAAGGCUGGCAUGCACGAUGCAUUAGUCGAACCUCCAGGCGUUCCCGACUGCAUCGUGGCGGUGCAAGUAUCCGAGAAGAUCAUCGAAGAGCAACGGCCAGAAGAGGACUCCGGCAGACACCUGCCUGCAUAGCAGAACGGAUUCGGAGGCAAUGCGGAGAUCGAUGCAAAACAUAUCCAGCACUCCUCCUCAGCGCUGAGAAGUCAAUAAGAUGUUAUAGGACCUCGGGAGGGUCCUGGGUUCUUCGUUUUAACCGCAUUGUAAGCGCACAUAGCCAUCUCUC
Paraphaeosphaeria sporulosa is the source of this 1256-nucleotide messenger RNA. RefSeq lists its product as uncharacterized. NCBI's taxonomy places the organism in Eukaryota, Fungi, Ascomycota, Dothideomycetes, Pleosporales, Didymosphaeriaceae. The transcript has a single exon. The coding region runs from base 121 to 963 and encodes 280 amino acids. The record is from RefSeq and is a predicted model, not a curated record.